Molecule: messenger RNA, 386 nt
Organism: Phodopus roborovskii (desert hamster)
Lineage: Eukaryota; Metazoa; Chordata; Mammalia; Rodentia; Cricetidae
Gene: Cops9
Product: COP9 signalosome subunit 9
Exons: 2
Coding region: 63-296 (77 amino acids)
Source: RefSeq, a predicted model, not a curated record
UCCGAGACACGCCGGAAGUAGACGGGGCUGGCCGGAAGUAAGCAGAACGCCGCUGCUCCAAGAUGAAGCCAGCCGUGGAUGAGAUGUUCCCCGAGGGAGCGGGUCCCUACGUGGACCUGGACGAGAUUUUGAAGAUCUCUUUGAUGAUGAUGAUGUCCAGUGAGGCCAUCCAGUCGUACAUGCUCCACAUUUGUGACAUGUCUCAAUUUUCUCAGGACAGAAUCGAUGACUGUAGAGACCUUGCAGAGGUCACUAGACGUCAGGACCUGGUCACUCACAGGAGGGGGACUGUCUGAAUCAACUGGAUGCUGCUGGUUCUGAGAAUGCCAGCCCCUUGUCCUUGUUUAAAUUAAAAAAGAACAGCAUAACAUGCAGGGUAGUUUUAA